Messenger RNA from Peniophora sp. CBMAI 1063, 620 nucleotides. NCBI's taxonomy places the organism in Eukaryota, Fungi, Basidiomycota, Agaricomycetes, Russulales, Peniophoraceae. The record is from the annotation of a GenBank genome assembly.
AUGCAAGCCAGCAACUUGAUUCAGUCCACUGCGAGUGGCUUGCGCACCUCUAUUCAGAACGACGUCACCAGCAUCAACUCUGCAAUCAAGUCCAUUGUGGACAAAGUCAACGAUCUCAACCCGUCUGGGGACAUCACUGCCCCUCUGUUUGACGUUCCCGAUCUUAGCUCGCUCGCCAACCUCACGCUUCCCAGCGACCUGACCGACGCACUGACGUCGUUAAACUCGUCUCUGCCGAGCGUCAGUCAGCUCAAGAGCGAGGUCGAUGAUCUCGUCGACACUCCCUUUGAGCUUGUGAAGAAGGAGAUCAACGACACCUUCCUCUCGUUCUCCUUCAACUCGUCCGUCUUGCCCGUUCCCGACCGCGCCACGCUCAGCUUCUGCGACGAUAUGGACACCUCCACGAUCGACGACCUUGGCAAUGCUCUUGUGAAGAUGACGAAGAUCGGAAUCAUCAUUCUUGCUGUGCUCGCUCUCUUGCUUCUUGCCGCCUCCUGUUUCUGGGAGUGGUGGCAGUGGCGCACGCUCCGGAAGCACUUGCAGUACACGCGCGAGGCGUGGUCCACGGAUCCUGCUGUUGUACACGUCGGACCCGAGGCGCAGCCAACCGUCAGCCUGUC